UCUUCAUCAUCGAACACAGGUUUAAGAGGUUUCUCUAGGGUUUUCCUUCACGUUGAUUUCUCCAAAAUCUCAAUCGCAAAAUUCAAAAAUCCGUUUCGCUACUAAUUGAUGCGAACUCGGCGGCUUCGAUUUCCGCCGACCCACCCACAAACUAAUAUCGGAAAAAAUGACUAUGGAAGCUCGAGUCGGUGUGGUGGUGGAAGGUGGACAGAGGGCUCUUAACACGGCCACCGCGUCCGCCGUGCAUAACAGCGUCGUAGACGCCGGAAACAGGAAACUUUUACAGCAACAACCGCAGACGCAGCCUCAAAGCUGCCAUCAACACCAACAAAGCAAUAAACAGUCGCUGAAUCAGAAGCAGGGCGGCUCCAUUGCGCAUCUCGUCGCCGGCGGAAUUUCCGGCGCAUUCAGUAAGACUUGCACCGCUCCUCUCGCUCGUCUCACCAUCUUGUUCCAGAUACAAGGUAUGCAAUCGGAAGCUGCAAUUCUGAGUAGUCCAAGCAUUUGGCGUGAAGCUUCCCGUAUUAUCAACGAGGAAGGUUUUAGAGCUUUUUGGAAAGGAAACCUGGUUACUGUAGCUCACCGGCUUCCUUAUUCUGCAGUUAACUUUUACGCAUAUGAAGAAUACAAUACUCUUUUGUACUCAAAUUCAGUCUUGCAGAGGUAUAAAGGAACUGCAAGUUUGGAUGUUUUAGUGCACUUUGUAAGUGGUGGGUUGGCUGGAAUGACAGCUGCUUCAGCUACUUACCCUCUCGAUCUUGUGAGGACACGGCUUUCUGCACAGAGAAGUUCAAUCUAUUAUCAGGGGGUUGGGCAUGCCUUCCGUACCAUUUGCAGAGAAGAGGGAUUUUGGGGUCUGUAUAAAGGACUUGGUGCUACAUUGUUGGGUGUUGGUCCAAGCCUUGCAAUCAGCUUCUCAGCAUAUGACUCUCUGAAAACAUUAUGGCUAUCUCAAAGGCCUAGUGAUUCACAAGUUAUGGUUAGUCUUAGUUGUGGAAGUCUCUCCGGAAUUGCUUCCUCGACAGUGACAUUCCCGUUGGACCUGGUGAGAAGAAGAAUGCAGUUGGAAGGAGCUGGUGGGCGAGAGCGAGUGUAUAAAACAGGACUCUUUGGAACAUUCAAACAUAUAUUUAAGUCAGAAGGCAUGAGAGGGCUAUACAGAGGAAUCUUACCAGAAUACUAUAAAGUAGCUCCUGGUGUAGGCAUUGCCUUCAUGGCGUAUGAGAGAUUGAAGAAACUCUUAUCGUCUGUCCCCAAUUAAUAGAGUCUUAUAUACUUUAGUGUAAGCUUUAUAGAGUUUGGAGAAGAAGAAACAAACAAUCUUUUAGUAGCAGGUUUUUUUUUUUUUAAAUCUUCCAGUGUAUAGUAGUUACAGUCGUAGGUGUUAAGAUUUACAAUUUGUUCCUUCUCUAUUAGCAUCUCUCGAGAUAACAGUUUUGCCUUGUUCUAGGGCUCUUCCAUUGAUCCAAGCUCUAUGCGCUUUGUAUCUCUCUUCUUUUUCUUCAUUUAUGGAUUCUUGAAAUCUGUA
Molecule: messenger RNA, 1528 nt
Organism: Eutrema salsugineum
Lineage: Eukaryota; Viridiplantae; Streptophyta; Magnoliopsida; Brassicales; Brassicaceae
Product: mitochondrial substrate carrier family protein B
Exons: 7
Coding region: 167-1261 (364 amino acids)
Biological process (GO): transmembrane transport
Source: RefSeq, a predicted model, not a curated record